Molecule: messenger RNA, 13658 nt
Organism: Podarcis lilfordi (Lilford's wall lizard)
Lineage: Eukaryota; Metazoa; Chordata; Lepidosauria; Squamata; Lacertidae
Source: the annotation of a GenBank genome assembly
ACUAGCAGUGUAGCUUCAUAUAUAUAUCUUUAUACUGGAGAUACCAGAGGUAUUAUGCACACACUCCACCUGCAAGCUACGAUUUGUCCCACAUCCGCUGGAAUCUGGAUUUGAACCCAUACCCCGAGGUAAGGCAGAAGCCAAGGGCAAUUAUCGUAAUUAAAUCACUGUGCCACACAUAUGGAGCCUAGAACUGGCGUCUGUUAAUUACUGUGGCUUGGGGAUCCCUUAGCUGUGUGCCAGAGAAACAAGGAAUAAUUUACCACCUGAUCCAAAAUAACUGACCUUUGAGCAAGCAGUCCUGCCAGAGGGCCAAUGACCCUGCUAUGAUUUGAUUUUAAUGAACUGUUUGUACCUUGCCGCAACACCUGAAACCAUUGUCCGUCAUGCCAGGGAACAUCACAGGAUUAUAGACCCUUUGCCAGGUGAGCAGAUGGAAGUAAGACGCAGCGAUGCAAAGAGACGACCUUCCAGAAAUGACGCAAUUAAACAGAUGCUUAAUGUCAGAGGGUGUUGCUGCAACCAUUGCAUGUGAUGCAUAUAUAAAGAAAUGGAACUGAUGCAGAGAGCUAGAGAAACUCCUGCUCCCCUUCAAGAUGGCCAGGAUUCUGUUCCUAGCAUCUUUCCUGCUCUUAGUUGCAGGUAAGUCCGUAGAAUUAGUGGCACUUCGGGGACCAGAGGGCUGGUUCAUGCAGACCUUGUUCAGCACUUGAAGAUAACACAUGUAGCUGGCACGUUCUUGAUUAGUGGCAAGUGAUGGUUAACAUGUAUGAAAGGGCUAUCACAGGUCAAAGACCACUGGUCAAAAAUCUGUAUCUCACCUCAGUCACAAGGCUUUUAAGUAGAGGAGAUUUAUAGAUUCAGCAGAUAAUUUUCAAGGGAUAUGGCAAUCACAGGUAGAACACAUGGGUAUGCACAUGUGUGUACACAAAUGUGAGCGAGAUGUGGUUGGCGCUGUGGUCUAAACCACUGAGCCUCUUGGGCUUGCUGAUCAGAAGGUCGGCAGUUCAAAUCCACACGAAGGGGUGAGCUGCUGUUGCUCUAUCCCAGUUUCUGCCAACCUAGCCGUUUGAAAGCAUACCAGUGCAAGUAGAUAAAUAGGUACUGCUGCGGCGGGAAGGUAAACGGCAUUUCUGUGCACUCUGGUUUCUGUCAUGGUGUUCCGUUGCGCCAGAAGCAGUUUAGUCAUGCUGGUCACAUGACCUGGAAAGCUGUCUGUGGACAAAUGCCAGCUCCCUCGACCUGAAAGCAAGAUGAGUGCCGCAACCCCAUAGUUGCCUUUGACUGGCCUUAACCAUCCAGGGGUCCUUUACCUUUUUUUACACUGAUUUGUGUGCAAGGAAGGGGGUGCCAAACUGGGUCCCUGACCCGGAUGAAGUAAAGCCGUUUCGCCCUUGCCUAAUUAUCCUUUUAUCUUUGAACUAAGCAUGCCACUCAGAGAGAAAGCUUUAUUCUUUUUUAAAAAACAAAAAUACAUUCUGCAUCUGGUAGGGCAGGGAAGUAAGAAUGACAGCUGCCACCCUGUCCCCCCAAAAUUGAGCAGCUGCGUCAAUAUACAAUGACUACAUCCAGGCCAGCACAGGAACAGCAGUGGUGAAAUAAGAUGCUAUUUAUUCCUUUAUUUUGCAGGUGUAUAUCCUGACUUGCUACCAGAGGAUAAGAAAGAAGACCUGGGAGGAGGUAAUACAAAAUUCUACAAUUUACACACAGGGACAGGGACACACACACACACACACACACACACACACACACACACAGAGUCCGCUUACUCCCCUGGCCGAUGGAUGUGACCAGGAAUCUCCCCUUUGAGUUCCAUAGGCCCAGGUCAGCUGGCAACUGAAGCAGCUUCUUAGUUGGAAGCAGGGUAGAGAGGGAAACAACCUCCUUUCGGCUGGUAGAAGGUGAUAAAAAAGGGAAGAAUAUUGUGCUGUUCCAAUAAGGUGGAUGACUUAAAAAGCCCCCAAACAAACCAAUUUUAAUGAUGUUGUCAGCAUGAUUACCAAAAACAGCAAUGGGGGGAAAAGAGAAACAAAAAAUCUUUGCACAAAGCUUGUGGAGAGGUUAUAGGACCUUGCAUCAAGAGAUCAUUACCCCACACAUUCCAGUGUUUUCCCCUUGUUGCAAUAAAUCCAAAUUUGGGAGGAUUUUUAAAAAUUCUUUUGGAUACCUAGAUUUUUGGUUCUUAAAAUUCUGCGUAUGAUUUAAUUGUCUCCCACUGAUAAUACUUAUUUGGCAGUGUUCAGGCUGCUUUAAAUGCAAUUUUACUUUUUAGCAGAGGAAGCAGGUAAGCAAAGAUGGGAGUCAUGGGCUCAAGACCCCCCCCCCAAAUAUGGAUGCUGGAGCAACACUUUCUCCUGCCCACAUGCCCAUAGCUAGAUGUACCUCAAAAUCAAACUGGCUAGUACAUACAUGAAAUUUCGGAAUUAGGCUGAGCUACACUCUUGACUAGAUUACUCUCAGGGUCCCUUCCAACUCUACCCAUUUAUGACUCUGAUUGCACUGGGAAAAUCUGAGGACCUUUUACCCUCCUCGAUGGGUACGUGGCAUUGCUCCUGGGAGAUCUGUACCCACCUCUUGCUGAGAAUGCUCAAAAGUUUCCCACAUUGCAUCCCAGAUACUAAAUGCUCCUACCAUCUCCUUAAAGAAAGCAAGGAAGACAAAACAUUUCAAUGCAGAUCUUAAAUGCUUUAUUGCCGUACAAGAUUGUGGCUUCUGUUCUAGUUGACAAGUCAAGUGCUCCAUGGAUGAGAGAGAGAGGGGAAAAAAAGAGAGGCUGUGACUCUACCGGUGAAAUUGGGUAGCUGUGAAUUGGGUUCUCAAUGCUGCUCAAAAAGGGACUCAAGGUCAGUGGCAAGAAUUAGACACAGGUGGAAGUCGCCAGCUAACAGAGGUUGCGGUUAUACCUGAGCAUGCGCCACAGGCAAACACUCUCGUCUGUGAAACCCUCCUCGACACCUGCUCCACUCAGUACGUCUCCUGGGAGGAAAGGGGACUUGGGCAUGCACAGUGGCAGCCAGAGGUACCGUUGGGCCAGGGCGCUCAGGGUGGGGAGCUGCUCAGAUUGCGCCUCCCACCACUGAGACAGGGAGACAUUUGCAGGAGCCGCCUGCGCCAGCUGCUGGUAGCGGAACCACUCCACCUCUGCCACCUCUGCCAGCCCAGGGACGGCCUGCUCCUGCUGCAGCUGGCUCCAGCCCACAGCGCCCACCUGCUUGGGAUCAAGGGCCCGCACGGCCUUCAACGUGGGCACCGCAGGGUGAGAGCUGAGCAAGUGCUCCAGGCGGGUGAGGCUGCAAGCCAGGACCUCGCGGAACUGCGAUGCCAGACGAGGCGGGCACAGGGCCAGCUGCCUCCUGGUGUUUGGCCCAAACCCCGUGUCCAGGUGGUAGGAGAAGGCAAUGCGCAAGGCCUCCAGCUCGCCAUAGGCCCAGUGCGCUAAUGGCUCCCCCAACUUGUGCAGGAACUGCGCCGUGCUCAGGAGGACUGCCCCGUGCUCCGCUGCAAAGGCGGCCUCCGCCACCAACUCCUCACUGCCUGACCCAAGAAGCGCCUGCAGUUUGGCCAUGGCGGCACCCUCUUCUUCAUCAGCUGCCACGAACUCCAUCAGGAUGGGGAGAUGUUCUGCGAUGACGGCAGCCUUCUCCAGCCAAGCCUCUGGCCCAGUCCACCUACUGGGAACGGGCAGGGAGAGUGCCAGGCCGCGCUCUCUCAGAAACAGCUCGUAACGGUGGCGCAGGGCAGCCUGCCGCCCGAAUGUAUCCUCCAGGAGGUGCAGCACAGAAACCAGCUUUUCCAACUUAUCUGGCCACAGCUCCAUCACCAGCUCCAGCUGGUGCGCCAGGCAGGGGAUGUGAAGGGCAGUGGGCAACACCGUGCCCAGAAUCCCGUUGGCAGCAAAGGCUUGGAUCAUGUGGGCAUUCCCAGAAGUGACCACAGCCAGCACCCUGUGGGACAAGACGUGCCCUUCGCUCAAAACACCCGUGACGGCCCGGGCCACCGAAUGGUGGCUCAGCUGCUCCAAGAACUCCACACCCAGGAGCAGAGGAGACUGCCCAGGCCUGUCAAGAGGCAGGACGGAGACGCCAAGGAUGGCCCGCCCGUCCCCUGUCGUCGCCUCAUGAAGGAAGACAAAAGUAUCGCGGCGGUGGAGAACCUGACGGAGACCGGACUUGUGGCGCCGCCGCAAGGCCGGGAGAACGCUGCGGUGGAGCUGGGCCACGGAUGGGAGCGAGCGCCUCACGCCCAGCGGACGCGUGAUGAGAGCCUCGAAGAAGCCUGCCUCAGAAAGCGGGAUGCCUGUGUGGGCCAAGGCCUGCACCAGAGAGAGCAGGAUUGGGUCUGGUUCGGGGACGGAUUCUGAGCGGCGGCCCCAAGCUUGUCCCUCAGAGCGGAGGGAUGAGGCCGAGGCCUGUUUGCGAAGCUGGGGGCCCCUGGUGGAACCAGCAUCCGAUCGACGGCGGCUGGGAGGACCGUGGGCCGGCGACGACUCCUCAGAGUUCAGGGAGGAACGCAGGCCAGAGGCCUGGGUGGGCUUCCUCAACGGAGUUGCCAUGGCUCAGCUGUGGAAGAAGGUGGACAGAGUGUCAAGAGAGGGAAAAGACGUUUGUUGUACCUGGAGCAAAACUCUAACAUUGGGCAGAGACACACCAUACACAUCACUUCCCUCAAAGAAUAUUGGGAACAGGGGGGCCAACUUGGACAAAAUAUUGAGGAGCCCCCCAAGACAUGGCACACAAACAUCAUUCAAAUUGCAGUGUCCAACUUUGGGUGCCCCCUCCGGCCCCCUCAAAUAUUUUAUGGGGGGGCAAAAGGACCUUGGCCCCUAGGAUAGGGUUACCAGACGUCCCUGGUUCCCGGGGACAGUCCCUGGAUUUGCAAAUCUGUCCCCAGACAAAUUCCGUCCCCGGAAUGUCCCCAGAUUUGCAAUCUGUCCCCGGGAAAUGUGCAGUGGCAGCCUCAGCAGCCCGGAGCCAGCCUGGUAGCGCAGUUGGCUCUGGCUGGCUUCAGGAGCUGCUCGCUGCUGUGGCGCCUGCCAUUUUUCCUGUGCCAUGGCAACGAGCAGCUCCUGAAGCCAGCCAGAGCCAACUGCACUACCAGGCAGGCCCCUCCUGUGCAAUGGCCGCCCGCCCGUGAUUCCCGAGCCCCCCCGAUCUGUCAAAACAAAGGGGGAAGAAGAUCGGGGAAGGCUUGGGAGUCACGGACGGGCUGUUGCACAGUUUUUUUAAAAAACUCUGCACAUUUAUGUUUCACAGGGUGUGAAAAAAGGGCUUUGCACCUUUAUAAAAUAUGCAUGUGUGCUUGGGCCCAGGGUCUUUUGCCUCACCAUCCCCACUACUGACUCCCUGUUGCUACUCAGCUUCAAAAAAAAAAAAAAAAAGGGGUCCCCGGAUUCAUUGAAAAAAAAAUCUGGUUACCAUGUGUUAUUUUAAAGACAUAUUCUUGAAGGAGGAGUAGAUGGGAAAAGUGGCCAACCUUCCAAUCAGAGACAUUGGUGGCUCUUUGCUUAGUCCGCAAGUAUCUAAGAAACAGGACUGGGCUCCACUUCACCCACCAACCCCAGACUCGCUUAACUGUACAACACAGCUCCAAACCAAAGGCAAGGCUGUAGAGAAACAAGCAUCUACCUUUCUCUUUCCCUAUUGGUAAAACCUAUUUGGUGUUUCGCAACUUUCUGACUAGUUGCAGGACCUUAGCCAGACCUAGCAGAGUAAACGCAGAAUCCACGGAAGCAAUUGGCGACUUGGCUGCAGACAGGAUAGACAAAGCAGGAACCAGGAACUUGUAGUUAGGUGUUUAUUAUAUACAGUGGACUAUUUACAGGAACAGAACACAGAUCUUUAGCUAGCUCUCUCUGACACGACUCACAACUCCUACACUGACACACAGAACUCUGAACUCUGAACUAACACAUUCCAGUUAGUAGGCCAUUAAUUAUCACUCCCUUGAGAGAGCUUGACCAAUCAGGGAGCUGUCUGCAUGUCUCUGUUAUCACCAGGCAGACUUACUCCUUCAGAUUGCCUUCUGGCUGUCUGCCAAACCUUAAUUGACUCUGUGUGAGUAGCUACACAUACACAGUUUCCCAACACUCCCUUCACAAACCAAGCCCAGAACCUUUAUUCCUCAUCUACAGUAAACACAGGAAAGCACAUAGUUCCCAGGUAGCUACCUACCCACUCCUGUACAACAGCAUCCAAGUGAAUCUCCCUGAGACACACCCUUGCUGCCUGCCUCUUUUAUGACCCCAGCUAUGUUUGGCUCCGCCCAUCCACUUAGGACUCACCUGUUCCACCUGGGAAUGAGGCAGAGCUUUACCUGAUCAGCCAAAACAGGCACAGGCAGUGGUGUUGCUAGACUUGUGUGACACACACAAGUGUAUUAAAGAGAAAGGCACUAGUAGUUGUUGUGUUGGGGAGUAGCCAGAGAUUAAUUUCUGCUUCACUCAUUCUAUGAACCAUAACACCAAAAUUGGGCUGAUUUUUUUGGCCCCCCCCCCCCACAACUGGCAGUGCUGCAUCUGACAAGCUGAUCUCUGGAGGGUGUUCAGAAAGAGUGUGUGUUUGUGUGUCAUCCCUGGAAAGUGUGCAUAGGGAUUGCUCAGUGUUUUUUUCCUGGGGGGAGGAACGCAGGGGCAUGCAUACUCCGAAACAUUUUGUGAAUCUAAGUUUGGCCUCAUUGAGGGGCAGUGUUUCAAUAUGAGUAGGAAAAUGAGAGUACCCCUAAACAUACUUUUUUUAAAGAAAAAAAGCACUGGGAUUAUUAACUUCUUUUGGGAAGAGGGUGUGCACCUUUAACAGUAGAAAUUUAACAGGUGAAGCAUUUCCUGGUAUCAAGGUACAGUACAAUCAUAGGAAAAGCUUUACUGGUGGAAGCUAAUCAGGUAGUUGACUUGCCAGGGGAAAACAAAACAAAACUGGAAGCCUUAUGCAUGGCUAGGAAGGCAUUUAGAGUAGAAAACUUUUUUUAAAAAUUCAGGGAGACAAGUAAGCAUUUUAACAGCUGCACCAAAUGUAGACAAGUUACCAUCAGUGCAUCUCUAUACUGGAGAAAACAUCACCUGGUGAUUUAUGCCUCUUUUGCAGCUGUUAACAGGCACACAGCCACUGCUUCUUAAAAAGAAAAGGUGGCCGUUCUCACUGAGAGAUAAAAUACCGCAUUUACUUUACUUUAAGGUGACAACAAUGUUUAGAAGCCAAACCAAGCUGGGCUUUCUCUAGUUCCUUGGGAUGCUGUGGGAGAAUUGAGAUUUUUCUGCCAUUGAGUAUCUCCCUGGUUUGACUUAAAUGUUUAUUUCACUAAUCAUUUCCCUCUUUGUUGGGAAGAUAGGGACUGUGACAGUGGGACCAAGGCUCUCUGUCAGGAAAUUCUCAGUUCCAUCACCAAACCACAAUGCCCAGGAUACGAAGCCAUGGCAAUUAAACUAAUACUAAGACUAGAUUGUAGCCCAUCAAAUGUUAGGUUUUUAGCUAUUCCACAGUGCUUUAACUACGUAGAAGUAGAUUAUUGGAAUCCUAUUCCUAAGCAACCUCUCUCAUCUCAAUAUGUAUGAUCUGAAGGCACAUUGGUGCCAUGACCUUGCUGAAACUGAGGUCUGGGUCUGAUCAGUUCCUGAAUGGGUGACUAGAAAACCACAUGUGUACUGUCUUGGGUUCCAAUACAGAAGGUUCCAUUCCUGAUAAGACCUCUUCUCAUACCCUCCAAUGUUUCUCUGAUGAAAAUAGGGGCGCCCUAUUCAACAACAAUUUUAUUAUUUAUACCCUGACCAUCUGACUGGGUUGCCCCAGCCACUAUGGGUGGCUUCCAACAUAUAUAAAAAUGCAAUAAAACAUUUUAAAAGCCUUCUCUUUACACGGCUGCCUUCAGAUGUCUUCUAAAGGUUGUAUAGUUACUUAUCUCCUUGGCUCAUGGGUUGCAUAACUCCCGUACCCUCCAACAUUUCUCCGAUGAAAAUAGGGUCAUCCUGGGACGCGGGUGGCGCUGUGGGUUAAACCACAGAGCCUAGGACUUUCUGAUCAGAAGGUCAGCGGUUUGAAUGGGUGAGCUCCCAUUGCUCGGUCCCUGCUCCUGCCAACCUAGCAGUUCGAAAGCGCUCAAAGUGCAAGUAGAUAAAUAGGUACUGCUCCGGCGGGAAGGUAAACGGCGUUUCCGUGCGCUGCUCUGGUUCUCCAGAAGUGGCUUUGUCAUGCUGGCCACAUGACCCAGAAGCUGUACGCCAGCUCCCUCGGCCAAUAAAGUGAGAUGAGCGCCGCAACCCCAGAGUCGGUCAUGACUGGACUUAAUGGUCAGGGGUCCCUUUACUUUACUAUGGAAAAGCAGGACAUUCUGAGAUCAAAUCAGAAAUCAGGACAGUUUAUGUAAAUCCGGGACCGUCCCUGGAAAAUAGAGACACUUGGAGGGUCUGUCUUGCUUGCGCCUAUCAGAACCACUAACCUAGAAAGGCAUACAAAUGAGGACGGCCACCAUUGUUGAUCUGGAUGGUGCAAAAGUGACCUCUCAGUGGCUAAAGAACAGAGUUCCCAUACAGAAUGCUACUAAUCUACCUAUAAAGGCAAUUCAGUGUUUCAUGCCCCUGAAAGGACUAUUCCAGAUUCAUCUGCUUAACCUCAUAGAAUACCAUUUCAUGUUUUCCUUUCCUCCAGAUGUUGAUGAGCCUGCAACUACCACACCACCUGUAAUUGUAGUUACUGGAGUGAUAAGAGGUGAGUCCACACAUUUCUUCUACAUCAUGUAACGGCAUUGAUAAAAGGAAUGGGCAGCAGUGAGAAAUGGCUUAGACUUAGAUCACUCCUGGGUCACAAACCACCAUGAGCCUCAUUUUUAGUGGUCCAGGGAUUGCCUGUAAAAAUACAAUAAAAACCGUACAGCAUGUUACAGUUGCUGCAACAGGCAGAAAGACAGGAACCCUGUUAUCUCUUUGCAGCGUGGCUGCGGAAGGAACUGAGUGUGGGGAGUUUGAGUGGACAAACACCCGGAAGCAAAACUAUUAAACAGCCCCUCUCUUGGCCUUUCUCAGCCUCAACUGAAGCUUCCAAGGCUUCUUUUCCUUGUUGUUGUUUUUAAAUCGAGAGACUGACUCAAGUAAUGCCUAGGUUGGUCCUGACACACAAACUAGACAAGAUCUGUGAUGGGUGUUCCCAUAUUUUUCUUCACAUUUUGGCAAAUAACAGCUGUGGAGGGUGGGAGAAAGGGGCGGCGGCGUGAUGAGGACCCCAGGGCUGGAAUGGGUUGGGUUGAUUCUUCCUCCCAGGACCAUUUUCUCAGUAGAAAAAUGGCCUCCCCACUCAGCUGCUAUUUGCUUUGUUCCUCUAGAGGAGACCACAGUGGGAAAGGUUGAGACCACAACGGCAAAGGUUGAGACCACAACUCCAGCAUCAACGCCUGGUGAGCAUCUUGUUGACAGUUUCAUUUCAUUUCCGCUUUCUAUACUACUAUACCCAAGGCAGUUUACAAGCUGAAGAAACAACAAAAUAUACAACAAAGAUUGCACACCUUAUAUUACAGGGGUGCCCAAACUUUUUUCAAAGAGGGCCAGAUUUGAUGAAGUGAACAUGCGUGAGGGCCGACCGAAGUUGUUUCUUAGGACUGAGGUUGCUGAGCUUUUUUAAGGAUUUUACCCCAGGACAUAUACUGCCAUGGGGGUCAGAUUAAAUCGACCGGCAGGCCAGAUUAGGCCCCCAAAACGGACUUUGGACAUGCCUACCUUAUAACAAUCUGAUCCAAUACAAAAAAGCCAUAAUAAAAUAUAUCUGUAAAACAAACAACUGUUAUCAAAUAAAGCAAUAUAUUCAGUGAUCUGUUGGAAUUUAAUAGUACACAAUUGAAAUUAAAGGAACCCCUGACCGUUAGGUCCAGUCGUGGACGACUCUAGGGUUGUGGCGCUCAUCUCGCUUUAUUGGCAGAGGGAGCCUGCGUACAGCUUCCGGGUCAUGUGGCCAGCAUGACUAAGCCGCUUCUGGCAAACCAGAGCAGCACACGGAAACGCCGUUUACCUUCCCACCAGAGUGGUACCUAUUUAUCUACUUGCACUUUGACGUGCUUUUGAACUGCUAGGUGGGCAGGAGCUGGGACUGAACAACGGGAGCUCACCCAGUUGUGGGGAUUCGAACCGCCGACCUUCUGAUUGGCAAGCCCAAGGCUCAGUGGUUUAGACCACAGCGCCACCUGCAUCCCGUCUAUUGAAAUUAAAUAUCAGCAAAUAAUAAUUAAAGAGAAAUCCACUGUUAACAAUAACAAUAAAUGUUUACUAAAGUAGGAUCAAUAAAAAUAACAGCAAGUCACAAUGCAUGAUUUCACCGCUGCUUGAAAACACCCACCCCCAUUUAUAUCCUACAAGGGAAUGUCCAGGGUUCUCCUCUCCCCAUUAUAUACUCAUGGCAACCCUGGGAGGUGCCGUAUUUUUCACUCCAUAAGACGCACCUGACCAUAAGAUGCACCUAGUUUUUAGAGGAGGAAAACAAGGAAAAAAAUAUUCUGAACGAAACAGUGGAUAUAUGCUUUUUGUGGUUCAUGCUGUGGCCACGGACAUGUGAUCUGAUGGUGAAUUUGGGGUGACCCAAUGCAAAAAUCCUGAGGAUCCAUGUGGAUCCGUGCUUUGUAACCAUGUUUUUGUGCCAUUGCGGCCCCACGCAACAGUGAGUGCGUGAUUUUUUUGGUGCAGGCUGUAGCCAUGGACAUGCUAUGUGAUCUGAUGGUGAAUUUUGGGUGACCCAAUGUAAAAAUCCUGAGGAUCCAUGGGCUUUUUCCUCCCUCCUCCCAGGCAGCCUCUGCUAGUGUCCCUUAUUUCUCUCCCAAUCCCACCAAUCAGCUGCUUCCAUUCAACACUCCCUUCCCUCUUGUUUGCCUUAGUGUCUUUUCCUUAGCUGGAGCAGUUUUUUGCUCCUCCUUUUCUUCCAAUUUCUCUCCUUAUUGCUUUAGUCUUCCUGUUUCCCCCCUUUGCAAGUUUGCUGUCUUUACCUCCUCUUCCCAGUCAGCCUCCUUUAUCUCUUGAGUCCCUUAUCUCUCUCCCUGAUCGGCAAACGAUCAGCAGCUUUGUUUCAACACCCACAUCCCUCUUUCUUAUUUUAUUUUUUAUAAAGGAUUUUCUUGAUUUACAAAAGUGUGUUCAAUGUCUCUCUCUCGUAUAUAUAUAUUUUUUCCAUGUAAUAUUUUUACAAGUCAGUUUCAUUUGUUGAGACAUUGGGAAGAAAAGGGGGGGAAAGAGGUGAUCGGGGGGGAGAUGAGUGGGGGUGGGGUAGGGUGGUGAUGAAGCAUGAUCUGCUUUUUGCCCCAAGGCAAUUUGGCUCCAGGGACCACACAUUCACUCCAUAAGACGCACAGACAUUUCCCCUUACUUUUUAGGAAGAAAAAAGCAUGGAGCGAAAAAUACGGUAGAUUAGGCUGAGAGACAGUGACUGGCCCAAGGUCACCCAGUGUGCCUCAUGGCUGAGGGGUGAUGUGAACCCUGGCUUCUUAUUUCCCAGUCCAAUACACUAACCGUUACACUACACAGGUGUAUUUUACCAGUGUAUGAUUUUAUUUCUCUAUAGCAUUACUCAUGCACCACUCUUUUGGAUGAAGUUCACCCAAGGGGGUUCGAAACGACAUGAAAACAGAGAGAAUGCAAUUAUCUGAAAUAACCAAAGCCAACCAAGGCAGCCACUUACACAAUGAUUUACAAUGCCAGUUUAUAACAAUCUGCGGAGGCGAGGUAAAAUAUUGAGCAGAGUGCUAUAUUCUGUAACAUUUCUCUGUAGAAAAAGACCUCGACUCAGAUUUCCAGAUAAAGACACCCUGCAUCUCUAGAGUUUUCCAUCUUUCAGCUCUCUGCUUGUUAUUGUUUUAACAAAUAAAACUUCCUUCUUUUAUUUCUUCAUCCCAAUACACACCUUUAUCUAGCACCUUCCUCUGAAUGGCUUGUCUUUUUCCAAGCUUUGUUGCCUAGCACAUAGAAGAAAGAUCUUGAGAUAUGGCUCAGCCAUUAGCUCGCCAUGAGAAAACACCAACCAUCUUUCUUAAGCCAUUAGCUGUUCAUCUUCUUAACAAAAUGAAUGACCUUCCAGUUGUUAACACACACAUAUUUGUUGAACAGGGUGUAUUACCCAGGGAGGGAAGCCGGGAUCGUGUCCAAACCCAAAUUUCCGGCCUCGUCACCAUGGGCACCAUGACCACGGCCCACGUCCGAAAGGAAAGGGAUUCAAGAAGCCAAAGCAUGAUUCCUCUUCUGAGGAGUCUGUGCUCUCAGAAUGGAAACCCAAGUUCCAUUCCUCUUCCGAGGAAUCUGGCUCCUCAGAACGAAGGCAGAAAAACGGUGGUCACCAUCACCAUGGAAAGAAGGGACAUCGGAAUCUCUGCAAGACUCCACCAUGUGGGGAAGAUGGAGAUUGCCCAGAUGAUCUGAAGUGUUGCCUUAUUUCCCGCUGUGGGAGGAGGUGUGUGAGACCCAUACCCAUGCUGCGAGGAAGCAACCUUGGGGAAUAAGUGUCUUAAACUCUGAUGCUUGUUCCAAAGCUCCAUCUUUGGUAAGUAGCAUCUUGCAUUGCUCUGCACCAGUUCCAUGUCCACCAUGUCAAAACUGGCAGCCAUGUUGUGCCUAACCUGCUGAAAAUAAUAUCUAUUAAUACUCUGAUAUUGUGGUACAGUGGUACCUUGGUUCUCAAACUAAAUCCUUUCCUGAAGUCCAUUCCAAAACCAAAGCGUUCCAAAACCAAGGCGUGCUUUCCCAUAGAAAGUAAUGCAAAACGGAUCAAUCCGCUCCAGACUUUUAAAAACAACCCCCAAAACAGCAAUUUAACAUGAAUUUUAUUAUCUAACGAGACCAUCGAUCCAUAAAAUGAAAGCAAUAAUCAAUGUACUGUACCAUAAAAUAAAUAAGACAUUGUAGAUGAUAAAAAUCAAAAAUAAUUUUUUUUCUUACCUGCACUGUUGAUAGUCAUUGUUUGGAUGGGGGGCUUUUAUCCAUUUCUGCAGUCACACAAUCAAUCAAUCAAUCAAUCAAUCAGUAGCUGGACUGGGUUCCACACAGUCACAAAAACAAAUUAACCGAAAAAGCUACAAAAACAAAAAUGCAAAAUAAAUAGCAAAAACAAAAGCGCCAAACCUAAUCCAUUCCGAAGUCCAUUUGACUUCCAGAAUGUUCAAAAACCAAGGCACAACUUCUGAUUGGUGCAGGGGCCCCCAGAAACAAUAGCCGACAGCCACAUCGGAUGUUCGGCUUCCGAAAAAUGUUCAAAAACCAGAACACUUCCGGGUUUUCAGCGUUUGGGAACCAAGGCGUUUGAGUACCAAGGUACCACUGUAUUCUGCAUUCCCCCACCUACCCUUCCUGAAACAGUGGAGUGGAAGAUGUAGAAGUGUGUUUUGACCAUUUGGGCAUAUAAGCAGUAUAGAAGUUAAUGAUAAUUCUUGUUUUGUUGACGAAAAGGUGGGAGACCAGCUUUUGCACCGCUUGCGUCUCCUGCUUGGCCCAGAGAGAGGCUCCAUUCUCCAAGAACUUGCUUGCUAGCUCUUUGAACACCAGGUGGAGCCCCCAACCCCAUUUAAACAGCCUUUUUCUUUUCUCCCCCGCAGAACUGGAAUAGACGUCACAGCAGGACUAAACCACAAGUGGGACCGGCUGAAUAAAUUCUGCGCCCUUUCAGGUUUAAUUGGCUUCCUCAAAAAGCAAAACAAAAAAACAACCAGAU